Molecule: messenger RNA, 1416 nt
Organism: Wallemia mellicola CBS 633.66
Lineage: Eukaryota; Fungi; Basidiomycota; Wallemiomycetes; Wallemiales; Wallemiaceae
Exons: 2
Coding region: 339-1232 (297 amino acids)
Source: RefSeq, a predicted model, not a curated record
AAAAAUAUGUUACGUUAUAUAUAUGUUAUGUUAUUGUUAUUAUUAUUGUUUCUUUGUUUCUGUACAAAAUGGUCUUCUUAUAUAGUACUCACUGUCCGCAUGUUUCCCGAAGUCCUCAACUUUAGUGCGCCUUGGCGUUCAUCUUGUCCUUGCUGCGCAUCCUUGUUCCGUCUUACUAAAUGAUGCUGUAUGUUUAGCGCUGUAUCGGUAUUCUGACAGCGGUGAAGACUUAGAUCCUCUCCUCACAAGAGGGUAGUAGGUUUGAAUCCAAUACGGUGCAAAAAGCAUCUUAACUUACGACUCCGGUCAAGAAAAACUUUAUACGAGAAACACCCAAAAUGACAGAGUUCUUACAGAAGUGCACUAUGUUAAUCAUACUACUCUGUUUAAGUGGGUGGACCUUGGCUGGGUAUCAUCAAGAAAGUUCUAGACUUGAUAAAGGCCGUGCCAAUGUUGAUGCAUUAAGGGUUAUGAUAGGAGAUGAGGAAUAUGAUGAUUCUGAGACCAGCGGUAUAACUGACUGGAAUAUACCUCUUAGUUAUUACGAUAAGGAUGUGAACGGUAUUUUAACUCUAGUUAAUCAUAAAGAUGAGACAACUAGUAGUUUGAAUAAGAGGCUUGAAAUGAGAGCUCGCUGUUUUCGCUCUAAUACAAAGAAGUCACUCAUGGGGGCGAACAGAGUUAGUGUUUAUCAGGAUGAAAACGCAACGAACAUAAGUGCGACCAAAAGUAAUCAAAGAAGAGCUGGUGGCAAUUGGUUCUUUGACAGAUUCCCUACUUGGGGUGAAGAGCCCAAUCAGAAUUGGUGGUAUGCUUUCUCGCAGCAAGCAUUAUCAAACGUGUUUGGUAGGCUGUUUGAUAGAUGGGCUAAUAAAGUAACCAAAAAUGGAGCUAGUAAAAAUUGUUUCGAUGAGAUAGCUACUUGGAUACAGAAUGAUUUUAAGGUGUCCUUCCAAAUUCGUGCAAAUGGAAAUUGUGGUACUAAUGCCCAAAGUCAAACUAUCUAUGACGCCCUAUACGAUAUAAUCUCUUUUUGGAAAUACAAGAACUAUAGGAAGGGGUGUGCAGUCAUGGACCACGGAGGAGAUGGUAGGUAUGAGAUAACAAUGUCGGCUUCGUCUCAGCCUGCAUAUGAGGUUGUCUGCAACAACAAGAAGUUCUUUGCUUGCAAAGCCAAUGAAGACGGUUACCCUAGUUGCGAGCAAACCCACUCUAUUCACGAUGAAAUAUAAACUUCUAAGGUGUCAUGAUCGGGAAUUGUGGUAACGUCCUACAAAAAAACUCAAGGAAAAAUGACUCGUGAUGCUAUAGAGAAGUAUUGAUGGACAUAUUUUAACUUUGUAUCGUCUUAACAAUUUAUAUCGAUUUCAUCAUUAGUUGUUACUUCCUUCGCCAAAGAUGGAUAGUAUGUAUUGC